CCAAUUGGCGGGGCUGGAGCAGCCACACAUGAAAUAUGAUGAUUUUCUGCUGAAGAGGAGGAGGAGGGGGAGAGGGCGGGAGGACCGCUGGCUCCCGAUGGUUUGCAUGCCGGGGGCUGCGCGGAGGACUGGCCGGAGCGGAGCCGCAGCACCCCGGGGAUGGCCCCUCGCUCCCGGCUCCCUGACCAGGAGGAUGUCACUGUCACCCAGGUGCUAAUGAAAGAAUGCAAAUAGCACCGGCUGAGCCGAACAUUUCAUAAAGAAGGGAACAGCCAGCGACCCAAAGGGCUCCGGAUCUCCCUGCGGCACCCGGUGAAGCCCCGCAGAAGAUCCCCCUGGAGUCCCAGGGUCCCGCGCUGAGGGCAGAGUCAUGGGACGGCGGCCGUGGCGCGGGGGGCACGUGCAGGCAAAACCCCCCAGCGGCGUUUGUACAAACGGGGCCUGUGACACGAGUGGAACUGAAGAACUGCAGUUGGCGUUGACGCUUCGUGUCGUCCUUCGGACCAUUUCUGCAAUUUAUCAAGACCAUUUUGAAUCCUAACCCUGGCCUCCGAAGCACUUGCAGCCUGUCCCAGCCUGGUUUCAGCAGCAGUUUUAGGGGUAAACACGCCGAAGGAGGUGAAUUCAGUCACCAAGAGCCGCUCCAGCUGUUGGGACUGAGUUUGUGUACUGCUGCGGUUACCAGGCAAUCCUCCCCAUCAGGGCACCUGGUACCAAAUUAAAUCGUGGACGAGCGAAAGAGAGAGGCCAUCAGAAUUACCGACUGCCCGAUCCCCUAAAUGUGGGAGAUACUUUUCCAAGGCUUUUGAACUCAAACGUGGAACAGAAGGAAGACGCGGGGGGACAAACAUACACCGUUCAGUGUUAUUUUCCUUGCACGGGAAAAAAGGGUCAUUUUGAGAUGAGCACUGAAGUCUCAAGUUCUCAAAGGUUUGCAUAACAAACAAGAGACACAUUGUGGGUUGCACCUCGGCUUUGAAGGCUUGCCACUGUCAACUGAAGUGAAAUGGCGAGGUUUAAAGCCUUAACCAAGUUCACAAGGAAAAUAUUUGGACGGAGAGUUCUGGAAAGCUUCCUCUCUCUGAAGUAGUUUGUCAUGCGGUACCAAUGUGAACUUUGUUGACCUUGAAACGUUUUUUUUUUUUAAUCAAAUAGAAACUAGUGACACUUUAGUAAAAUUUUAAGUCAACAACCCUCUCCUGGUGGCUCCAGCUCCAUUGCAAAUGCAGGCGAAACGGGGAAUCUGCAGAAGAGAGCUUUAUUAUUCGUAAAUGAAGCCUGCCAAAACCUUCCCGAAAUAGCAUUCAAAGACCCUUUUAAGGUCAUGGAUCCUGAACAAAGCCAGAAGAGCACAAAAAAGGCUGAGGAAAGUCCAAGAAAGAGGCUUCCCAAAGGAGAGGCUUUCCAAGGCAGUAUUUCACCCACAGCUGCGUACCAGGGCAGCUCGGCUCCGGCGCAGGGGGCGCCUCUCCGGGACAUCAUAUCGCAGCAGCACUUUUCUGGUCCCGUGCCGGUCCCGAGGGAGGAGGCUCCGGAGACGGCUGCCCCCCAGAAGCAAGCCAAGCCCUCCUCUUUCGACCACCCUCCCCACGUUCCGCAGCUUCAGCAGCACGCCCUGUCACCAGCAUUCAUGUCUCCUGGGAAGCCGGAGCACGUCCUCGAGGGCCCCACGUGGCAGCUAGUUGAUCCCGUACGACCGGGCCCCUCCGGCUCCUUCUCAUCGCCUGGGCUCCACUCUCACCACGGCCAGCUCUUACCUUCCCAUUCACCGAUCAUUCCUGGAGAGGACGUGCCGUCCGUUCAAAAGGUCUAUAUCCCUCGCCCGUCGCAGGUUUCCUUAAAACAAGCCGAGGAAGUGCACAAGAAGGAAAAGAAACCUCAGAAGCCGGGCAAAUACAUUUGCCAGUACUGCAGCCGGCCUUGCGCGAAGCCGAGUGUGCUCCAGAAACAUAUCAGGUCACACACGGGCGAGAGGCCGUACCCUUGCAUUCCAUGUGGCUUUUCUUUUAAGACUAAGAGCAAUUUGUAUAAACAUAGGAAAUCGCACGCUCAUCGAAUCAAAGCUGGGCUGGCCUCAGGGAUCGGGGCGGAGAUGUAUCCGUCGAGCCUGGAGAUGGAAAGGAUCGGCGGGGAGGACUUCGAGGAGCCGACAGAAGGAGAAAGCACAGACUCGGAGGAGGAGACGGGCACCAUGUCGGGCCACUCGGUCGAGCUCUCGCCCAGGCAGAAGCACUCGCUGUUGGCCGGUAGUUUGCUGAGCGGAGGGAGCCAGGGCUCCAGCCACGACCGCUGCUCCUUGUCUCAUUCCAGCAUGUCCCAGUCUCUGGAGGACAGCACCCAGUUUGCGGAGCCACCGUCAGACCACGCUCUGAGCCAUAAAUCGGAAGACACCCACACCAUAAAGCAGAAGCUUGCGCUCCGCUUGAGCGAACGGAAGAAGGUCAUAGAUGAACAAGCGUUCCUGAGCCCCGGCAGCAAAGGCAGCACCGAGUCGGGCUACUUCUCGAGGUCGGAAAGCGCAGAGCAGCAGAUCAGCCCGGCAAAUACUAAUGCAAAAUCUUAUGCAGAAAUUAUUUUUGGGAAAUGUGGUAGAAUUGGGCAAAGGACUGCAGCGUUAGCUGCAAACACAACCCAGGGGUUCCCACACCUGUCUACUGAAGAGAAACCUAGCAUGGUACCGUUAUCUGUGCCUAGAACACAGGUUAUUGAACACAUCACUAAGCUAAUUACAAUUAAUGAAGCUGUUGUAGAUACCAGUGAAAUAGAUAGCGUUAAGCCUAGAAGAAGCUCUUUAUCUAGACGUAGCAGCAUUGAAUCUCCAAAGUCUAGUGUAUAUAGAGAACCGUUCCAGUUUGAUAUCAAGUCUGGUUCCAGUAGCCAGUUGGAUGCAUCCAAAGUGUUGACAUCCCACGGCGAAAAGAUGAAGCCCGAACAAUCAUUGUUGUCACUUCAGCAAUCCCACAGUGCCACAGAGACAGUGCCUCUCCUAAGAAGCCACUCAAUGCCUUCUGCUGCAUGCACUAUGAGCUCCCCACACACCUUUCGCGGUAGCUAUUCAUUCGAUGAUCACAUCAUGGAGUCUGAAGUCUUAAGCCGCAGUCAAGCGUUUUCUUCCCAUCCUCGAAUGCUAAAGCGACAACCAGCUAUUGAGCUACCUUUGGGAGUGGAGUAUGCCUCGGAGGAGGUCAGCUCUGCGAACAAAGAAGCUGUUUCCAAACCUCCCGAAGAGCCUGAAACCAAGGAAAGCGAUCUUACCAAAAAGUCACGGAAGGGUCCGAAAGCUAAAGGGUUCAUGUACGAGUGUAACAUAUGUGGUGCUCGGUAUAAGAAAAGGGACAAUUAUGAAGCCCAUAAGAAAUACUACUGUUCAGAACUGCAGCUCUCCAAGCCUCGUUCUUCCACGUCCCAUACCUCUUCAGAGCCGGAGAAGAGCGCUGUGGAUCCUGACGCGUGGCCCCAGAUGAUGCAUUACAAGCUGGGGAGCACCUUGGAGCUCACUCCGCUCCGGAAAAGACGGAAGGAGAAGAGUCUCGGUGACGAUGAGGAGCCUCCGGCUUUCGAGUUGUCUGACACUCCUUCCUCCAGUACUGCGACAGCGCCUCAGUUUGCAAACCCAGCGUCAUCCGAUGUCGCUUUAAACCUGACCCGUGAAUCCAUUAAGUCACCAGCAGACCCAGGUAAAUCCACACCUUUGGAUGUCAGCGCCGGCUUUCAUUCCAGGAACACCAAACCGGCUUCAAGCGCGGAGGGCAAAGAGAGAAGAACAACCUCGAAGGAGAUCUCUGUGAUCCAGCACACGAGCUCCUUUGAGAAGUCUGACUCCAUCGAGCAGGCGAGCAGCUUGGAAGCGGAGGAGAAGCCCUUGUCGCAGUUCUCGCCUCAGCCCAGCGCCCAGCCCAGCCGGCCGCCCCACUCCCUGCAGCCCCGGCUGGUGCGCCAGCCCAACAUCCAGGUCCCUGAGAUCCUGGUCACGGAAGAGCCUGACAGACCAGAGACGGAGCCGGAGCCUCCUCCGAAAGAGCCGGAGAAAACGGAGGAGUUUCAGUGGCCGCAGAGGAGCCAGACGCUUUCUCAGCUCCCCGCGGAGAAACUCCCACCAAAGAAGAAGAGGCUGCGGCUGGCGGAGAUGGCUCAGUCCUCCGGAGAGUCCAGUUUCGAAUCCGUCUCUCUCACCCGAAGCCCAAGCCAGGAGAGCAGCAUAUCCCACGGCUCCAGCCACUCUGUCUCGUUCGAUCGUGACGAUCACAGCAAGGCAGAGUCAACCAGCCAGCCCUCCGAGUCCCAGCCCAAGCCUCCCGGCCUCGGCUCACAUAUGCUGAUGGUUCCGAGCCACCAUCACCAUUCCAGGGAAAUGCGGAGAUCUGCUUCUGAGCAGACGCCAAACGUGUCCCAUCCUUCCCAGAUGUCAGAGACCCGCAGUAAAUCGUUUGACUACGGGAGCUUGUCGUCCACUCCCGCCUCCGCCCCCGGCCCCUCGGCCCCCCAGGAGAGGAGGAAAUGCUUCCUCGUCAGGCAGGCGUCCCUCACCAGGCACCCCGAGCACGACCCAGACCCGGCCCCCACAGCCCGAACAGACACAGAAGAUCCAAUUCCUUCUUCAAGUAAAUCUCCUUCGACGAGUUUGCCCCAUCAGCCCACAUCUUCAUCCCCUUUGCCGUCUCAUGGUACCUACCCCAGUGAAAAGAGCCAGCCGAAGGACAGCCCUGAGCCGGCGUACACCCAGCCCUACACAGAAGCUCUGCAGGUGUUUCACCACCCCGUCCCACCGCUAACGCUGCACGAGAAGCAGUUCAUGUCCCCACAGGUCUCCAUCCUCCCCUACCAGCCCCUCCUGCCGCAGCCGGGGCAGUCUGCGGAGCUCUUCGCCGCGCACACCAUGUCCGACAUCCUCUCCGCUCAGUUCUCCAUGCCGCAGAUUCCUCCUUCCAUAUUUCAGACUCCGCCGCUGCCUCUCCCGCAGACGCUCCUGCACCCGGGCCCGCUCCACAUCGCUCCCCCCUUGAUGUCUCACCCCGCCGAGGUGCCGUUCAGGCAGCAUCCCUCGUUCCUGCCGGUGCAUUACCCCGGCUCCUCGCCCAUCCCUUCAGCCUUUUUUCUGCCUCUUCAGUCUCAGUUUGCUCUCCAGUUGCCAGGUGAAACUGGCGGACAUUUGUCACCGAUCAAAUCCAGUUUAUUCCCAGCAGCAGGAACCUCCAGUCUUUCUCUGUGCACAGAAUAUGGCUCCGACAGCAGGUUGCAUCCUUUGACCUGCACAACGAGUCCUUCGGUGUCCAUAUCCACGUCCCAGCUGGUUGUUCCCACGCGCUCAGACCCAAUGGUGUCUCUCGUUGUCCCCGUUCGCAUACAGACAAACAUGCCGUCCUACGGGACUGCCAUGUACACAACGCUUUCCCAGAUCCUGGUCACUCAGUCCCAGUGCAGCUCCUCUUCUAUCGUUCUCCCCAAAUUCGAGGAUCGCCAACCCAAGGGUACCCUGGUGUGCAGUGCCGAUGUUCACGGGCUGGGCUUCGAUCUGGCACAGGUGAUCACAGAGGAUCAAAGAAGCAUUUUCCAGAGCCCGUAUCUGAGAGUGCCCCUGCCCUUGCCAGAACGAAAGGGCUACAUGCCGCUCACCUCCCCGUCAGACAGCGUCCUCGGGCUGGAAGGAGGCCCCUCAACGGUCGGUGGAAGUAAAAGGAUGCUCUCUCCAGCUGGCAGCUUGGAGCUGACCAUGGAAACACAACAGCAGAAGAGGGUGAAAGAGGAGGAGGUGUUGGAAGCAGAAGAGAAGUUGGAAGUGGUGAAGCCACACAGCGCAACAGAGGAAGGGAAAAAGCAGGAUAAAUCUCACUUCCUUGCAGAAAGCCAAGGCAGGGUCGAGGUUGAAACACCACCUGGUUUGUCCUUAGAGCAGUCGGAGCCAAAGGAAAUCCCAAGUACUUCGCAGCAAGCUGUGUCCCGUUCAGGUUCUCCAAGUUUCGAGGCGCUGGAGGAGUACGAGCAGCCGGCUGGCAAGCAGUUCCUCAGCAAGGCACCUUCGCAAGCUGUGAAGAAAGAAGACUCCAAAGAAGUGGUGGAGCAGCCUCCACCAAACCCUCCAAGCCCUGCACCUCUCUCGGAGGUCCCUCGUAGUGCAAUGAAGUCUCGAGAAGGUACGGACACGAAGAAGGUACUCCAGUUCCCCAGCCUCCACACAACCACUAAUGUCAGUUGGUGCUAUUUGAACUACAUAAAGCCAAAUCACAUCCAGCAAGCGGACCGGCGCUCUUCAGUGUACGCCAGCUGGUGUGUCAGCUUGUACAACCCCAACCUGCCGGGUGUCUCCACCAAAGCAGCCCUGGCCCUCCUGAGGUCCAAGCAGAAGGUGAGCAAGGAGACCUACACCAUGGCCACGGCUCCGCGGCCAGAGGCGGGCAGGCUGGUCCCGGCCGGCUCCAGGAAGCCAAAAAUGACAGAGGUUCAUUUGCCUUCGCUCCUUUCUAAUGAAGGUCGAAAAGACAUAACUAGAGCUGAGAAGGAAGAGGAUAAGAGAGGAAAAUCAGAAGAAGAGGCUCUUGUAACCAAAAGAGGGGAGCCAGUGAGGAUCAAGAUCUUUGAAGGAGGGUACAAAUCAAACGAAGAGUAUGUGUAUGUGCGAGGCCGUGGAAGAGGGAAGUAUGUAUGUGAGGAGUGUGGAAUUCGCUGCAAGAAACCCAGCAUGCUGAAGAAACACAUUCGCACGCACACAGACGUCAGGCCAUAUGUCUGCAAGUACUGUAACUUUGCUUUUAAAACCAAAGGGAAUCUGACUAAACAUAUGAAGUCAAAGGCCCACAGCAAAAAAUGUCAGGAGAUGGGCGUGUUGGUAUCUUCACUGUUGGAUCUGGAAGCCGAAGAAGGAACCAGUGAAGACCUAUUCCAGGACUCUGAGGGGCGGGAGGGAUCUGAGCCAAUUGAGGAACAUCAGUUUUCAGACCUAGAAGAAUCUGACGAUGAUGAUGACAACGAAGAUGAGGAAGAUGAGGAGGAAGAGGAGAGCCAAGAUGAGCCACCUUUAAAGUUGUCGGAAGGCAAACCUGCCACCCUCCCGCUGCACUCUUCAGGUGGCUCUCCAUCUUCUCAAGAGGAAGGCACCGAAAUAGCGUCAUCCUUAGCCCAAGAAACUGUUUCCAGCAGCCAAAAAGCAGGUGAAGACCAGCAGGGCUCCUCCUCGGGGCUGGAAACGAGGUGGUCAGCAGACAGCAGCGACAUUGCCGUGUGCCACAGUUUCUUGAGUCUCCACAGACCAGCUUUGACCUCCACCGAACAAUUGGCUUCUGCUGAAAGAGAGUCUGUCACAAGGCCCCAGAUGUCCUUAGUUAUGGACCUGUCAACCUCCAAGGACACCUCCCCAAGGAGAAGGUGGUCUCCGAGUCAGGACUCCGGCAGAGGUGCUGGCAGCAGCCGACCAAUGCUCGCAAGAAAGCACCUGUUAACCAAAAACGAAACUUCGCCCAAACGGUUUUCACCGACCGGAGAGCUGUCUCCUCUCAGGUGCCUGUCUCCAGGGAGAGGGGUGUCUCCUGGCCAGCGUGUCUCUCCCAGGAGGGAGGCGUCUCCACUGAGGUGUGUGUCACCAAGGCUUGAGCUGUCGCCCAGCCGGCAUCUUUCCCCCCGAACAGAGCUGUCCCCGAGGUCGUACCUUCCACCAGAAGGAGAAGUCUCCCCUGUGAGGCACUCGUCGCCGAGCAGAGAGAUGUCAUCAGUCAGAUAUUUAUCGCUGAAGAAGGUCCUGUCCCCAGGCUGUUCGGAGUCACCGAGGUAUCCGUCCCCCGGGAAAGAGGACUUGCCUGGUACAAGCAAAUCAGCAGCAGAUGACAAAGUUCAAAGCUCAUAUCAAGCCCAGCACGGGAUAUUGUCUUCGAUGCCUCUACCUCACAGGUUCUUUGGCAAAAACGUACAGCUCUAUGAGUCCAAGCUGAAGAUAGAACCACGAAGCCCAACGCGCUCGCCUGGCGUCACACAGCCUGUCUGCUCCAGACCCUUGCAGACACCUCACGAGAUGCACCUCCACGCUCCCAGCCGAGGCGGGGACAACGUCUUCAGCCAUCUCCCGUUGCAUUCGCAGCAGCUCACGAGGACGCCGUAUCCUAUGAUUCCCAUCGGGGGCAUCCAGAUGGUCCAGGCGAGGCCCAGCACCCACCCCAGCUUGGUGCCCGGUUCGGUCGUGUCCCUGCAAGCCGGAUACUUCGCCUCUGGUGACAGCAGCUUCGUGGAGUUCAGCCGCGCUCCCCAGAGGGACGAGGACCCGCCGGUCCCACAGGAGCCAUCGUCGGCGUCCGUCUCCCCGGUCGCAAAGGUUUCCAAAUACACGCUGUCCCCAGAGCUUACAAGCAGCGGGUACUUAGAAGAGAAAACGAGGACUAGUGAGCUUCAGCAAAAGACAGACCAGGAGGAAUACAGGGUAAAAAUGUUCGCGGAGUCCAGCCGCGUGGAGCAGGCGGCCCCGGGCAGCCCCGGCGCCACCCACGAGCACUCUCCAAAGCCUUCGACGAGCGGGGAAGAACCCUCGAAGAAAACGGGCAAGAAGCAAUCCGGCAGCUCGAGCACUUGUUUGGAAUCGUCCUGCACUUUCAUCUCAGACCCCCCCUCGCCACCGCUGGACCGGAGCAGCAGCACCGGCUGCCUCUCGGAGCCGCCGUCCAGCCACCCGCACGCCCAGCCCUUCGGCCGCAGGAGGAACCUCUCCGGGGACCCCGGGGGCCCCCCCAGGGCCAGCAGCCUCGAGCACGCAGAUGUAGGUCAAACUCAACACAAGGUGGAUGAAAACACGGGAAGUACUUAAGCCCCCGCGAUCCGUUCCACCUUUAGGCUUCCUAUGUAAAAUCAACAGACAUUUUCAACACUAUUUCCUUUAGUAUAAUCAUCGCUAUACGAAGCACUCUAGUGAAUGACCAAACCCAUGGAAGAUUCCUGGUUUUCUUUGUCCCAGUCUGGUAUUAUCUCCACAUGUAUGCAGUUACUUGUGCCUUUUUCUAUACCUUUUGUUGCUUGAAAUGUACAAAGAUGUUUGAGGCUGUGAAUAUUUUUUUAGAGUUUUUUGGAAAGGGGUUUGUUAGACCUUGUCUUUUUUGCCAUUUCGGUGUGCGUUCUUAUGGGCCUGAGAGAUGCAGAAAGGAAAGGGUUAAUUAAGCAUUUUAGGAGGAAGAAGAUGCACUGAAAACAAAAACAAAACAGAAAAACUUUUUUGUAUUGAUUAAAUGAUUAAAAAAGAAAACAAACCAAACCCUUGCUCCUGUGUACAGAAGUUUAUGAUUCGUAUUUAUUACAGGCUUUAUUUAAUUCUUGCAAAGUGCUUGGUUUUUGGUUUCUUCCUUGCAUCCCUCGGGUUGCCUAUGGUUGUGCUUUAAAGAGUUGAGACUGCUUUACAUUUGAGAAACGUGUUUACCCUGAACUUGUCAAUGACAGUAGCACUUCCUUGAGCAGGGGGAGGCUCGUGCGCAGCGAGAGAAAUCCCUACCGGCAAGAGAAAACGAAGCCUGAGCGUCCUCCCUCCUGCCGCCCCCAGCAAAGCACUUUUCUAAAAAGGGACAAAAAAGCAGGUUCUUCUUCAAAGCUUUCCCUGCAAGAACACAGGAAUGUAUCGAAUGUAGCCCCGGGAAUGGUGUCUCUCGCUGGACGAGCCGGCCUCCUGCUCGCUUUAACCCUUCCGCCCGCUGCGUGAUGCGCCCGCGUCGCCCCGCCAGCCCGCCUGUGCCUGACAGCCCCGCGUUCCUGCGGCUGGGAUCGCUCUGCGAGCAGCCCCCUUCGCGCCCCGCUGCAAGGGCACUCGGCCUUGCAACCGUGUUCCCCCCGCCGUGGUUUUGCAGUGGCAGACGAGCUCCGUCCGUCAGUCCCGCUCGCUCCGUCCGUCAGUCCCGCUCGCUCCCGCCUGGUUCCGCUCCCCGCAGGUCUGCGCGCCCGCCGCUCCGCGUCUCCCCCGCCACCCCCCGUCUUAUGUUAAUUUAAUUUAUUUAUUUAAACACAACGUGGCAAACGUCCCUAUGGUGCAGGCGUGAUGGUGCGGAGUGGUCGGUGUUUGCAAUCAGCUGCUUGUGCAUGCACAGUGGUUUUCCGUGAGGAUCCGUGGCGGAGCAAUGGCCUCUACUGCCGAUAGAUACCAAAUACAGAGAGAGCCCCUGGAGCCGCUCCUCUGUCCCGCUGACGUGCAGUUUAAAAUGCAGAUGUUGGCAGGUGUUUGCCCUGGCGGACAGCAGGCCCUGCGCUGCUUCAGGGGCUCUUCUGCUCUAUGGAAUCUGUACAAACCUCUUUUUUUUAGUUAAAAAAAGAAAAGCUAUAACUAUUGAACCAGCGGGGCGGUUCUUUCUGCUUUCGGAGCUGCUCCGCUUUAUCGGGUACGUAAUAUGCUUUUUUAAAAAAAUUAAAAAUUAAAAAAAAACCAAACAAAUAAAACCCUAACCGAGAACACAUUUCCUUGCCAGACUUGAUGAGCUGCGAACUGUUCCCGUUUCACGGGCAAAUAAGAUCAUUUUUUUAAUAAUCUUCUGUGAUUAUUAUAUUUUUUUUUUCUUUUCUUGUAAAGGGAAUUAAGUACAAAAGAAGAUAUCAUGGAAAUAACAUUAAGGCUGUGACACUGACCAAAACAAGGUCCAGAACCCAUUUAUACCUUAAUUAGCACUUUGAUCGAGUUUCCCUUUUUCCGUCUCCCCCUGUUUGGCCCCAGGCCUGGGAGCUCGGCUCAGCUGAACCCUCAGUGCGGCUCUUAAGCACCAGCCUAAAUCCCACUCAGGCUUUAAGCGUCUGCUUAGUAUCAAGAUGCUCGGCCAGGGCCGGCGUGAGCAUCCCUGGAAACCAUCCGCCCCAUCUAGUGACAGUUUGGACUUUCCUGCCUUCUGCCACUGUCCCCCAGCUUGCCCUCGUCAUGCUCUUAACAUUAUUCCAAGGUAGCUUUUUGUAUUUAAUUUAUAUAUAUAUAUAUAUAUAUUGAAAUUGUACAUAAAGAAAAAUAGCGCAGCAGCCGUGCACUCAGCAUCCCAGUUUUAUUAGGUGCAUUUGACACGAGCUUUGGGCUAGAUCAAAUUUGCUUGGCUUCUUUCCGUAACCAUUUUAAUCCUUGACCUGCUGAUACUUCGCAUGUUUUGCCUUUGUUUUUUUUCCUCCCUCUGUCAUUUCUGAACAGAGGGGAAAAAAAAGAACAACAACAAAACCCAGAAGUCAUUACGUUGGUUUUGUUGCUGUGGUUUAUUUUAGUUAUUAUUAUUAUUAUUUCUUAAAGCUUUGCUGGCAGCUCAAGAUGAGUUGAAGCUUUCAGCAUCGCGGCUGCAGAGCAUCCGUGCUGGCGGCUGGCGCUGCGUGCGACCAUCCGAUCCCUCCACCUGCGGCCAAAACGGAAGGAUCGGGGUGAGGAGUUUGGGAAUUGCUCCCCGAGGGGACCCCGUACCCGUCACCCGGCGGCCGCGGGGCGGGCACCGCUGGAAACUCAGGGGAUGGGCAAAUAGAGACCCCAAGGCUGCUCCGUCUCCAGCCGCUGCGGCUCCUCUGCGGGACGGCGGGGGAUGCUCUGGCCGGGGGUGAAAUGGUGCUUCAUGUCAUACCUAACGGGCGCAAUACGGCCUAUUGGAUAGGCAAAAGGGAUCACAAAAAUCAAUAUUUAAGGGCUAAUUCUCACACGGACAGCUCAGAGCCCGGCGGGAAGGGCGUCGUCCUCCGCGCCGCCACCAGCAUCUCCGCCUGCGGGCAGGGCGGGUGUCCCCGAGCCCGGCUGCGGGAUCGUGGGGUGACCCCGUGCCAGUCGCGUCUCCCCGCCCCUUGCGCUCAGCCCAGGGGCACAGCGGCUCCAGCCGUGUUCAUAGGGUUGCGUGUUACCGACGGUCCAGCCGUCACUGGUGGCUGCCGUUCCCACCUGAGCGCCCGUUGGGCUCCCAGUGUCACGCUCGGUGAAAGCUGUUUGCGGGUCACAGCUUUUAAUGUCACUCGGGGUGUCUCUUCUGUCUGCAGAAUAGGAGUGAUAAAUCCUAAUUUACCUCCCACAGGGCUGGCUGGGUUUGGCUGUACUGACGCUUGGCGGAGCGGUUGGCAGUAUUAUUCGCAAGAGAAUGUAUUUAUUAAUAAUGCAAAUAGGCAAAUGAAAAAACCAAAGCCCAGCCCUUCCUUCUUAUUGGCAGGUGGAAAUAAAAUCUCCUGCUUUUCUUCUGGCAGAGGGUCUGUAAAUGUAUAGUCUGUGAGGGCAAGUGGCUCCCAGAGACCGGCUGCUCCUCGUUGUUAUGUAGCUGGUUAAUCAGCCAAAACCCUACUCAGAUAUUUCCCUCCCUAUUAAGCUGUUUGUGUAGCUCCCCUGAUCACAGGUACUCAUGGAAAUGAAUGCUCUGGCAUCCAAGAAACCAUUCUGCAUGGAGGACUUGGCCCCUGCACUUAAAUAACUCCUUGAACCAGCCGUUAAGUACCAAACCUUCUAUCCAGAGCUAAUAAAGCUCUUGUACAUUGGCUUAAGCUUAAGCAUUUCUGGAGUUUCAGUAACUUCUUUGUGCUUAAGCGUGAGUUUAGCUGCUUUCAUCACGGUCACAGAGCUCGGUGUCCUGCAGGACUGCACAGCCCGUGGGUGGAGGAGAGGGGGCGGUUGGCUCCCAAAGCGACCCCGUGCCUUGCAGCCGAUCUCCAUCCGCUCUGAUUAUCCACAGGUUGUUGGCUGGAUACCCGGGAAUGCGGCAGGAAACGCUUAAAGCUGCGACUUUACAGCCUGUGACUGGGAAAUGUGUUUCGUCACCUGCUCCUAAGGGGGACAUGUCAGCCCUGGUGUCCAUAGCGUCGCACUCCUCGGCUCGCUGGUAAAACCCACCCGCCCCAUCAGGCCCGCUGGGCUGUACUGGGAGCGCUGGGUCCAUCCCCAGUGCUGGGCUGGAGGUGACACCAUCGGGGCGGUGUGGGUGACCCAGCCGCCCCAUCGCUCUGCUUUCCCCUCCACCAAAAAACCCCUACAAGUUGGUUUUUCCCCCUAAGCCGGCGUUCCCUUUUCCCUGGUUUUUGCCCUAAACCCACUGAAACAGCCCCUGAACAAGCAAUACACUCGCUCACACAGAAAUCACUCAAAUGAUUCCAAUUCACACAAAAAGUCCUCGGUAAUUUGAUCUAGCCCUUUGCUGCUGCUCUUGCAAUUGUUUUCCAUUUGCUGAAUUGAUUCCAUCACGUGCUUUUCUUUUUUAAUUUCCAUCUGUUGCACAGUAUUUACCAAUAAAACCAUUCUGUAAAUUAUUGACAAAAAAAUAAUCAGUCCUGAUGGCAUAAACCCAAUCUGUUUGCAUUACUGAGAUACGAUGGCACUUACGAUCACUUUAGUAAAUGUAAUGUAAAGAAUAAUAAUAAUAAUGUGUACGCAAAUUUAAUAUACAUGGUCUCAUGUAAGAUAAAUAUCUGCCUUUUUUUCUAAAAGGUGUAUGUAUUCUGUAAGUGGAAUAGUCUGUAGAAAGUUUCUAUAUGUUCUUAAAAUGGCAAUACAUUCCAAAAAGGUUCUGUAAAUAUGUACAGAGGACAAUGUAAUUUGGUAGUUUUGCCUGUAAUUUUAUUUUCACUCCGGUUUCUACACUUGCAUCUUGCAAUGUCUGUAUGGUUAUAUCAGUGCAAAAAAUGCAGGUAAAAGCACAGUCUGAUGUAAAAACAAAAAAAAAAGGCAACAAAAAAACACACAAAAAUGAAAAGAAAAAAGAAAAAAUACUCAGUAUUUGAUGUUUGUGACCCUUAUUGUAAAUGACAUCUGUACUGUGAAUGAGAAGUUUUUACGAGUAUAAUAUUGCCUUUACUACCGCUCAGAUUGUCUGCUCGGUCUGAGCGUAUUUUUAAAAAAACAGCAUGUUGGAAUAAAUUUUAAAGUCCCAACAUA
Columba livia (rock pigeon) is the source of this 13810-nucleotide messenger RNA. RefSeq names its product HIVEP zinc finger 3 (gene HIVEP3). Bases 1325 to 8782 code for a protein of 2485 amino acids. Gene Ontology annotation, cellular component: nucleus. Gene Ontology annotation, biological process: regulation of transcription by RNA polymerase II. The record is from RefSeq and is a predicted model, not a curated record. The transcript is spliced from 13 exons. NCBI's taxonomy places the organism in Eukaryota, Metazoa, Chordata, Aves, Columbiformes, Columbidae. Gene Ontology annotation, molecular function: RNA polymerase II cis-regulatory region sequence-specific DNA binding; DNA-binding transcription factor activity, RNA polymerase II-specific; zinc ion binding.